AUGUCCGAGACCAAGAAUAAGAGCGAAAAGCCCGACAACACAGCCGCUUCGACGCCUAUUGAGCGGAUCCCCGAUUUCAGGCUCGCUGACUACAUCUACCGGCUCAAGAACCCCAAGCUGGUGUCGCUUCAUAAAGAGUCGCAAGAUCUGUUAUUAGAAGGAAUCAAGGACCAGAAACUGGCUCCACUGUACUUCCAUCUUCAUGCUGAGGGUCUGCCUUCGAUCCCCUGGGACGAACAGUUAUAUCAACAGCUCAAGGCCGAUAACGAGAAGGAGAUCGAGUCCAUUAAAGACAAAAUCAAAGAAGCCGAGGCUGAGGAAGAGGAAUUGUCCAUUAUCGAGGGUUGGGUCAAGUUAGGUAACUACUAUGCCAAGAUUGGUGAUAGAGAAGAGGCUAUAAAGACGUUGCGCCGGGCGUAUGAUUUGACUGCGUCGUCAGGUGUCAAGAUCGAUAUCUGUUUCACCAUCAUUCGAAUUGGAUUCUUUUUCGAUGAUAAGCCUUUUAUUGGCGCCGAAUUAGACGCUGUUAAGUUGCUUAUUGAUCGUGGAGGUGACUGGGAACGUCGUAAUCGUUAUAAGACAUAUAACGGACUUUACCUGCUAUCGUCUCGCCAGUUUGAUGAGGCUACUGAUCUUCUUAUCGACUCGCUGUCUACUUUUACAUCGACAGAGAUUUCAACAUACGAGGAAAUCGUUGAAUAUGCUGUUCUGUGUGGAGUUAUUUCGUUAGGACGUGUUGAUUUGAAACGGAAGGUGAUUGAUUCUCCUGAAGUACUGUCGCUACUGCCCACUACUCCUGCAUUGGAACCUAUUACCAUGCUGACCAAUUCGCUUUAUACGGGAGAAUAUUCGACCUAUUUCCAAGCCCUGGCCCGUGUUGAAGAAGAGUUUCUACGUGUAUCGAGAUAUUUGUCGCCCCACUCGGCGUAUUAUUUGCGUGAGAUGAGACGAAAGGCAUAUGCUCAGCUGCUCGAGUCGUAUAAAACAUUAAGCAUGAAGUCCAUGGCAGAUGCAUUUGGCGUGUCAGUGGAGUUCCUGGACCAAGACCUGUCGAAAUUCGUGCCCCAGAAGAAACUCAACUGCGUGCUGGACCGCGUCAACGGCGUCAUCGUCACCAACCGUCCCGACAACAAAAACGCCCAAUACCAACAGGUCGUCAAACAGGGCGACGUGCUCCUCACUAAACUGCAAAAGUAUGGAGCUGCUGUACGUCUCAGCGGUGCCGAAAGAGUAGCUUAA
Molecule: messenger RNA, 1239 nt
Organism: Sugiyamaella lignohabitans
Lineage: Eukaryota; Fungi; Ascomycota; Dipodascomycetes; Dipodascales; Trichomonascaceae
Gene: RPN7
Product: proteasome regulatory particle lid subunit RPN7
Exons: 1
Coding region: 1-1239 (412 amino acids)
Biological process (GO): proteasome-mediated ubiquitin-dependent protein catabolic process
Cellular component (GO): proteasome regulatory particle
Molecular function (GO): protein binding
Source: RefSeq, a predicted model, not a curated record